Aquila chrysaetos chrysaetos is the source of this 1261-nucleotide messenger RNA. It is a transcript of the gene CA14, whose product is annotated as carbonic anhydrase 14. Gene Ontology annotation, molecular function: carbonate dehydratase activity; zinc ion binding. Gene Ontology annotation, cellular component: plasma membrane. The transcript has 11 exons. The record is from RefSeq and is a predicted model, not a curated record. The coding region runs from base 65 to 1117 and encodes 350 amino acids. NCBI's taxonomy places the organism in Eukaryota, Metazoa, Chordata, Aves, Accipitriformes, Accipitridae.
GGGGGGGGCCAUCCCGGGUGGGUAUUUAAGGCCGGACCGGCGGUACCCGGCCCCCCCCCCCGCCAUGCUUCGUGCCCUGCUGCUGCUGGGGGGCCUGGCCCCCGCGCUGCCCGCCGGUCCGCACUGGGCAUACGAGGGCCCCCACGGGCAGCAGCACUGGCCCGAGGGGCACCCGGCAUGCGGGGGCCGAGCCCAGUCACCCAUCGACAUCCGAACGCGGUGGGCGCAGCCAGACCCCUCGCUGCCACCCAUCUGCCCCGUGGGCCAACCCGGUACCCCGGCCUUCACCCUCUCCAACAACGGCCACACCGCGGUGCUGGCACUGCCGCCCUCCCUGCGGCUGCAGGGGCUGCCGCGCAGCUUCGCCGCCGCUCAGCUCCACUUCCACUGGGGACGGCCCGGCCAUGCCGGCGGUGCCGAACAUCUCCUCGACGGGCACCGUGCCCCUGCCGAGCCCUGCGCGGAGCCGCUCUGCCCGCAGAUGCACGUGGUGCACUACGACGUGGAGCGCUACACCAACGCCAGCGAGGCACAGCACCACGCUGGCGGGCUGGCCGUGCUCGGUGUCCUCCUGGAGGUGGGUGCUGACCCCCACCCCACCUAUGACAACAUCCUGAGCCAUCUCGGGAGCAUCCGCUACGCAGGGCAGACAACGGCCAUCCCCUCCUUCAGUGUGCAGGACCUGUUGCCCCCGCGCCUGGACCUCUACUAUCGCUACAACGGGUCCCUCACCACCCCCCCCUGCUUCCAGAGCGUCCUCUGGACCCUCUUCCAGCAACCCGUCCGCAUCAGCCUGGCCCAGCUGGAGCAGCUCCAGGGAACCCUUUACACCACAACAGCGGCCGAGCCGGAGCCCCAGCGCCUGGUGGAUAAUUUUCGGGUCCCACAGGAGCUCAACCAGCGGCUGGUGCUGUCAUCCUUCCCCAGGGUGCCCGAGGGGUAUUCGACAGGUGAAGUCAUUGCCAUCAUCUUCGGCGCCGUCUCCAGCUGCCUCGGCCUCUUCCUCGCCAUCCACUUUGUGGCCAAGAGGAUGCGAGCAAGGAGGGCACCGGACCAGGACGUGGUGUUCAAAGCCUCCUCCCACCGCACCCACUCUGACGACGGCCCUCGCCCUUGAACCCCCCAGCCCAGAUAGGGCUGCGACGGACCCCCACCCCCCCCCAGCCCUCUGCCCAUGUCAGAGGAGCUGGCUGGGGCUCAGCCCCAUGGCAGUGGUGGCUCUUGCCCCAGCCCGACUGGAAAUAAAGCCCCUUUCCCACUC